Hyaloscypha bicolor E is the source of this 879-nucleotide messenger RNA. RefSeq names its product Thioesterase/thiol ester dehydrase-isomerase. The coding region runs from base 43 to 486 and encodes 147 amino acids. Lineage: Eukaryota; Fungi; Ascomycota; Leotiomycetes; Helotiales; Hyaloscyphaceae. The record is from RefSeq and is a predicted model, not a curated record. Gene Ontology annotation, molecular function: fatty acyl-CoA hydrolase activity. The transcript has 2 exons.
CGCCUCCACGUCAAUCUGAUCAGGCACCACCUUAGGACCAAAAUGUCCUCGCCAGAAUUGGACCAUGUAAAGGGUGUAUGGCAGCGUAUGCAAGGGAACAGUCCAAUCUACGACUUCCUGCUCUCGGAUGCUGAAAUUAUAUCCGCCACCAAAGGAUCCGUUUCCUCGCGCCUGACGCUGAGCAAGAAUCAUGUUAACUCCAGAGGAACACUCCACGGCACUGUGAGUGCGGCGUUAGUGGAUUGGAGCGGUGGACUGGCGAUUUGUACCCACGGCAUCGAAAAAUCGGGAGCUAGUAUCGACAUCCACGUUACGUAUAUUGGUACCGCACAAGUCGGCGAGACCAUUGAGAUUGAGGCUCUUGCGAAUAAGGUGGGGAGGUCCGUUGCGUUCACGACGAUCAGAAUCUGCAAGCUGGUAAAUGGAAAGCCUGGCCCUUUGCUGGCUACGGCCUCGCAUACGAAAUACAUCUCGCAGCCAAAGUAAGGUUAAGGGAAGAGAGCAAAGGCAUAGCACGGCCUCAGGAUAUGGGCGAUGGGAGGUUGGAGGGGAAGAAUCAAGCACACCAUCGUCUUUGCGUCUGGCGUGAGCCUCACUCUCGGUAUGGACUCACUCAGAUGGCGGAGAAUUAAGGACCUCUGCUUCAGCUUUAGAUACCUGCCAAGUUUGUAUAACAUUGGUAGCGCUGGUAAUAGCGAGGGCCUACAAGUAGACCGGAGACUUAGGCAUAGACAUAGACAUAGACAUUAGAUGAGUACAUGCGCCAGAAUCCGUGUAACUUCCGCAAAGCUUUCUUCCAGCUUGCUUGAAGAUUCGUGCAGAGAGUUGAUCUGGGAUUUCAAAUAGGGCGGGACAGCGGUCGGUGAUCUCGCGUGAUUG